CUCAUCUCAUAUUCUGCUUCUCCCAAAACAAGCAUGGCAGCAGCUUAUGCAACUCUAGUUUCUGCUUUGAAUAUCAUAAACAACCUUCAUCAUCAUCCCCGCCCUCCUGUUUCUCUCCACACUAAACAAGUUGAGUCUCUCACUCAAAAGAUUCAUUUCCUGCUCCAAUUUCUCCAAGGUUAUAACGCCCAACGUGGCUACUCCAAAGAAGCGGAUCCAUUGGAGUCUCGCAUUGCAGAUGCAGCUUAUGCCGCCGAACACGCCAUUGAAUCUCAUAUUUUCGAUCAGCUCACAAAUAAUGGAGAAAAUAUGAGUUAUGAUGGCUUGUAUAAAGCUCUCAAUAAGGUUUUACAAGAUAUGGCUUCUGUCGAAAAGGAGGCCAAGCAAAUUCAACGGAGACUUGGAGUCCAAUAUCAGCUGCACACAAAGUCAACGCCUUCGGAUUCGUCGAGAUCUUCUUCGAUCCCGCAGCAGAGUAGCAUGGUGGGUGCUGAUGAUGUCAAGCUUCAAUUGAUGGAUAAGCUCACUUCUCAUUGUCAUGAUCUACAGAUCAUUGCCAUUGUAGGGAUGGGCGGAUCGGGUAAGACCACUCUUGCUAGAAAUAUUUAUGAGGAACGUCUUAUUAAGAAGCAUUUUCAUAUUUGUGCUUGGGCUACCAUCUCUCAAGAAUAUAGCAUUAGAGAAAUAUUUGCAGUAUUUCUUCGUCAGUUCAAUAUAGGAGUUGAUGACAAUUUGAAGGAGGAUGAAUUAAGAGAGAAAUUGCAUCAACAUCUUUUUCAUAGAAGAUACCUGAUUAUAAUGGAUGAUAUGUGGAGCAUUGAUGCAUGGGAUGGAAUUAGAAAUUAUUUUCCGGAUAACGAAAAUGGUAGCAGAAUAGUGGUAACAACUAGGCUAUCAGAUUUGGCUUCUAAAUUACCCAACUCUAAUAGCCUUGGGAUGAAACUUUUGGAUGAGGUUGAAAGUUGGGAGCUUCUCUCCAAAACUGUGUUUGGGGAAAAAAGUUGCCCUGUUAAAUUGGAGGAAAUUGGAAAAAAGAUUGGAAAAAGCUGCAAAGGACUUCCAUUGUCAAUUGUUGUGGUGGGAGGCCUUUUGGCGAAGUCCAAACGUAAAAGAAGGUGUUGGGAAGAAAUAGGGGAAAACUUGAAUGCAAAUGUUAAUUUAAAGGAUGAUGAACGUUGCUUGAAAAUACUAUACAUGAGUUACAAGCAAUUGCCAAUACAUUUGAAACCAUGUUUUCUGUAUAUGGGAGUUUUUCCUGAAGAUAAGAAGAUUAAAAUCUCAAAGGUCAUUAGAUAUUGGAUUGCGGAAGGGUUUCUCAAAGAAGUAAGUGGGAAAAGCUUGGAAGAGAUAGCAAAAGAGUAUUUAAAAGACCUUAUUGGUAGAAAUCUUGUUUUAAGGAGUACGAGUAAGUGGGGAAAGAAGAAGUGCCAAAUUCAUGACUUGUUGAGAGACUUGUGCUUGAGAGAAGCUCAAAAGGAAAGGUUUUAUAAUGAAGCCGUAAGCGUCUUGGCGCCUAUGUCAGAAGCUCGUUGUUUGAUGUGGAAUGUUGGACGAAUACUAUCACCUCUCAAUAUGAGCUUGUUGAGGAUAGUGAAAAGAAAUAAAUUUAAAAAAGAUUUAUUUGGACACACAGAUCAAUUAGUUAACUCACGGUUCCUUCAAAUAGAUAUUUACGGAAGAAUAGAGGGGAAUUUUCCUUGUUCUAUAUGGCGAUUUUGGAAUCUACAAACAGUAAACGUUUACACAAACGAUGAGGUUACUGCGCCAACUGAUUUCUGGUACAUGCCUCACAUCAGGCAUGUUAAGUUUGCAAGGCUUCGUCUCCCAGAUCCUCCUAACGACCAAGAUGACAUUGUUUUGGGAAAUCUGUAAAGACUGGGGACAGUCUAUAAUUUCAAGUGUAGCGAACAAGUGGUCAAAAAAAUUCCUAAUGUAAAAAAAUUGGUUUUUGAUAAUUGGGGAGAGUGUCAUGAUGAUGAUGAUGAGAUGUAUUGUUUGAGCAAUCUCGAUUGUCUAACUAAACUUGAGUCCUUAGAUUGCUAUCUUUGUACAAGAAGUGCAAUCAACUUUCCCCAUUCGCUCAAGAGAUUGGUUCUUUCUACCAUCCCAUAUGGGUGUUGUUGGGAAGGCAUAUUGGAUAAGGUAUGCAUGUUACCCCAUCUUCAGAAGCUCAGACUCAGCUAUGUGAGGUUCGACGAAGGGAAGUGGGAAACAACUGAAGGCCAAUUUCGCAGCCUCAAAUUCUUGGAUCUUAUUUGGGGUAAUCUAGAAAUCUGGAAAAUUGAAAGCUCCCACUUUCCAUGCCUUGAGCGCCUUAGUCUUAUUCAACUAAAUCAGUUGCGGGAAAUCCCUUUAGAUUUCGCAGAAAUACCCACACUUAGAGAAAUACUUGUGGAAUUUUGCAUUGAUUCGGCUGUGGUUUGUGCAAAAAGAAUAUCAGAGGAACACGAGGGCUAUUAUGGGGAAGGAGCCCUUCAAGUUCGUGUUUACCGCCAAAGUUAUAGCAAAGCAGCAGUGGAGAGCUUGGUUAGUCCUAACUUUCGUGUUGAACGUUAAUGAGAAUCACUACUACUAAGUGCAGGUAGUGUGUGGGGAAAUUAAGCGCGCACCACAGAAUGAAUCCAGUCAUGCGUAUGCUCUGUUUCUCUGCUAGGAAAAGCUGCAUCCCUUGCUUUCACUGCAUAUUAGCAUACUUGAUUAAUAUCUUAGCUUUGUAAUGAAUUAUGAUAGAAUUGAUUGAAUAUUUGAGAUAUAUAUGGGAGUCUUUUUGUAUGUAGAUGCUUGAUGUCAAUUGGUGCUCACUUUUUUUUUUUGAACCAUUUGAUAUCUUUGUAGUGAACACUUCAUUUGUGUAGAGAUGAAAAAGUAUUAGAGUUGA
Messenger RNA from Salvia miltiorrhiza (redroot sage), 2878 nucleotides. RefSeq names its product putative late blight resistance protein homolog R1B-16. Gene Ontology annotation, molecular function: ADP binding. Gene Ontology annotation, biological process: defense response to other organism. Bases 34 to 1872 code for a protein of 612 amino acids. The record is from RefSeq and is a predicted model, not a curated record. NCBI's taxonomy places the organism in Eukaryota, Viridiplantae, Streptophyta, Magnoliopsida, Lamiales, Lamiaceae. The transcript has 2 exons.